Spea bombifrons (plains spadefoot toad) is the source of this 2132-nucleotide messenger RNA. It is a transcript of the gene SLC6A11, whose product is annotated as solute carrier family 6 member 11. Gene Ontology annotation, biological process: sodium ion transmembrane transport. The transcript has 15 exons. The record is from RefSeq and is a predicted model, not a curated record. NCBI's taxonomy places the organism in Eukaryota, Metazoa, Chordata, Amphibia, Anura, Pelobatidae. Gene Ontology annotation, cellular component: membrane. Bases 102 to 1958 code for a protein of 618 amino acids.
UUUGCAAAUUAUCCAUUUCUGGUGUAACGGGGAUAGAGACGUAAUUACCAACGAGGACCGAUAGCUUCACAGCCAACUAAGCCAAGGCUGAAAGGAGAAUCAUGACAGCCGAGAAGGCGAUACCUGUCAUUAAUGGCAAACCUGAGGAUGCUUUGGAUGCCGAGGCUUCCAGCGCCAAUCUGGUUCACACCAAUGACAAGAAGAUGAAGGAGAGGGGUCACUGGAACAACAAGGUGGAAUUUGUGCUAUCGGUGGCCGGGGAAAUCAUCGGUCUUGGGAACGUUUGGCGCUUUCCAUAUCUUUGCUACAAGAAUGGAGGAGGUGCCUUCCUCAUUCCAUACGUGGUAUUCUUCAUAUUUUGCGGAAUACCAGUGUUUUUCCUUGAGACGGCGCUGGGGCAGUUUACUAGCGAGGGCGGCAUUACCUGCUGGAGGAAAGUCUGCCCCUUGUUUGAAGGAAUUGGAUAUGCCACCCAAGUCAUCGAGGCACAUUUAAACGUCUAUUACAUCAUCAUUUUAGCAUGGGCAAUUUUCUAUCUAUUUAACUGUUUUUCUGCUGAACUUCCUUGGGCAACAUGUGGACACAAAUGGAAUACAGACAAGUGCGUAGAAUUUCAAAAACUCAACAUGAGCAACGGAAGUCAGGCUUUCUACGCCAACGCUACCUCUCCGGUGAUGGAAUUCUGGGAGCGCAGGGUUCUCGCCAUCUCCGACGGGAUUGAACAUAUUGGGGAACUCCGCUGGGAACUGGCGCUGUGUCUUCUCGCCGCGUGGACGGUGUGCUAUUUCUGUAUAUGGAAAGGGACAAAGUCUACGGGAAAGGUGGUGUAUGUCACAGCCACGUUCCCCUAUGUAAUGCUGAUUAUUCUCCUGAUCCGUGGGGUCACUUUGCCCGGUGCAAGUCAAGGAAUAAAAUUCUACCUGUAUCCCGAUUUAUCUCGACUGUCUGAUCCCCAGGUGUGGGUAGAUGCAGGCACUCAAAUCUUCUUCUCGUACGCCAUCUGCUUGGGCUGUCUGACUGCCUUGGGAAGUUACAAUAACUACAAUAAUAACUGCUACAGAGACUGUCUUCUGCUUUGCUGCUUAAACAGUGGCACCAGCUUUGUGGCUGGUUUUGCCAUAUUUUCAGUCCUUGGGUUUAUGGCGUACGAACAAGGAGUGCCCAUUGCCGAGGUCGCCGAGUCCGGUCCAGGUCUGGCGUUCAUAGCUUACCCGAAGGCUGUCACCAUGAUGCCGCUGGCCCCUUUGUGGGCUGCCCUGUUUUUCAUGAUGUUAAUUUUCCUUGGGCUUGAUAGUCAGUUCGUGUGCGUGGAGAGCCUGGUCACCGCCGUCGUGGACAUGUAUCCAAACGUGUUCCGGAGAGGCUACCGCAGAGAGUUAUUAAUUUUAGCCCUCUCCAUUGUAUCCUUCUUUCUUGGGCUCAUAAUGCUAACAGAGGGCGGAAUGUACGUGUUUCAGUUGUUUGACUCGUACGCUGCUAGCGGGAUGUGUCUGCUCUUUGUUGCCGUGUUUGAAUGCGUCUGCAUAGGCUGGGUUUAUGGAAGCAAUCGAUUUUAUGAUAAUAUUGAAGAUAUGAUUGGUUAUCGGCCAUUUGUAUUAAUAAAAUGGUGCUGGAUGAUCUUUACCCCUGGAAUCUGCGCAAGUAUCUUCAUAUUUUUCCUUGUUAAGUACAAACCUCUGAAGUAUAAUAAUGUUUACACGUACCCGCCGUGGGGCUAUGGCAUAGGAUGGAUGAUGGCUCUUUCCUCCAUGGUCUGUAUCCCUUUGUGGAUUUUAAUAAAAGUCUGGAAGACGGAAGGGACUUUUUUAGAGAGGUUGAAGACUUUGAUCCAGCCCAGCCCGGAGCUGAAGAUGAGGGGGAAACUGGCGGCCGACGCAUGCACCAAUGCCGUCAGCGAGUGUGAAACGAAGCAGGACGGGAACAUCUCUGCCAUCACAGAAAAAGAAACCCACUUCUGAAAGGACGAAUUUCUGGCUGUUUUGUAAAAUAAGAGUAUAAAUGAAAAAUAUUUCAUUCAACUAUAGAAGUUUGCUUGUUUCGCACAAAUUUUAACAGGUUCAUUUUAAUGUGCACAUUGUAUAAUUGGUUAAAAGUGAGUUUUUUAAUUGUUAUAUAAAUGACUUAUUAUAAAA